GUUUUCAAACGCGAUAGACGCUGGGUGGGAGGGAGGCAGAUUCGGGUGGGGGGUACACCCCCCACCCAAACUAAUUUAGUUUAAGGAUAGUAGCCCCUCAAAUGUUCGGGUUGGCGAGAAAAUGGGUGGUAGAAGGUGUACUCUGGACUAAGAUAAAGAAAAGAAAGACAAGAAGAAUGAGGAAGAGCGGGGCAAAGGAGAGAAGAAGGGCGCCGAAUGGGAGAAGAAAGAAGAGGAGAAAGGAGAGCGGUGGAGGAAGGGCCAGACGAGGAGGGCAGUUGAGGAGGAUCCUGGAGAGAAAGAAUAUUGAACCAGAACUAGAGGAUCAAGACAUAAUGGGAGCAUUUUUAGACAAGCCAAAGAUGGAAAAGCAUAAUGCCCAGGGGCAGGGUAAUGGGUUGCGAUAUGGGCUAAGCAGCAUGCAAGGCUGGCGCGUGGAAAUGGAGGAUGCACACACGGCUGUGAUCGGUUUGCCAAGUGGACUUGAAACAUGGUCAUUCUUUGCUGUGUAUGAUGGGCAUGCUGGUUCUCAGGUUGCCAAGUACUGCUGUGAGCAUUUGUUAGAUCACAUCACCAAUAACCAGGACUUUAAAGGGUCUGCAGGAGCACCGUCUGUGGAAAACGUCAAGAAUGGAAUCAGAACAGGUUUUCUGGAGAUUGAUGAACACAUGCGAGUUAUGUCCGAGAAGAAGCACGGUGCAGAUAGGAGUGGGUCAACAGCGGUGGGGGUCUUAAUUUCACCCCAGCACACUUACUUCAUUAACUGUGGAGACUCAAGAGGUUUACUUUGUAGGAACAGGAAAGUUCACUUCUUCACACAAGAUCACAAACCAAGUAAUCCGCUGGAAAAAGAACGAAUUCAGAAUGCAGGUGGCUCUGUCAUGAUUCAGCGUGUGAAUGGCUCUCUGGCUGUAUCGAGGGCUCUUGGGGAUUUUGAUUACAAGUGUGUCCAUGGAAAAGGUCCUACAGAGCAGCUUGUCUCUCCAGAGCCUGAAGUCCAUGACAUUGAAAGAUCUGAAGAAGAUGAUCAGUUCAUUAUCCUUGCAUGUGAUGGUAUCUGGGAUGUCAUGGGAAACGAAGAGCUCUGUGAUUUUGUAAGAUCCAGACUUGAAGUCACUGAUGACCUUGAGAAAGUUUGCAAUGAAGUAGUCGACACCUGUUUGUAUAAGGGAAGUCGAGACAACAUGAGUGUGAUUUUGAUCUGUUUUCCAAAUGCACCCAAAGUGUCACCAGAAGCGGUGAAGAAGGAGGCAGAGUUGGACAAGUACCUGGAAUGCAGAGUAGAAGAAAUCCUAAAGAAGCAGGGGGAAGGCGUCCCGGACUUAGUCCACGUGAUGCGCACAUUAGCCAGCGAGAACAUCCCCAGCCUCCCUCCAGGGGGCGAACUGGCCAGCAAGCGGAAUGUAAUUGAAGCCGUUUACAAUAGACUGAAUCCUUACAAAAAUGAUGACACUGACUCUACAUCAACUGAUGAUAUGUGGUAAAACUGCUCAUCUAGCCAUGGAGUUUACCUUCACCUCCAAAGGAGAGUACAGCUUGAACCUUUUAACAUCCAUCCUCAACUCUAAGGAAGGGGAUAUGACGUGGGUGAGAGAGAUUACACCAGAGAACUUCAGCAGUACAACAGCUAGCCCAGAACUGAUUUUUUUUUUGUAAAUUUGAGACUUAUGUAAACGUGAUUUCAACCAUAAUUCAUGUUGUAAAUCAGACUCCAGCAAUUUUUGUUGUAUGAUUUUGUUUUUUUGUAAAGUGUAAUUGUCCGUGUACAAAAUGCUCAUAUUUAAUUAUGAACUGCUUUAAAUCACUAUCAAAGUUAAAAGAUAUGUUUGGCUUGUUGUGUGAAGCAACAGAUACAUAACCCUUUCAAGUCAUGUUAUGUUUGGACUUGGGGUUGGGACAGGGAGAGCAGCAGCCGUGUCAGCUAGACACUCAAAUAUGCGCGUGAUUAUGGGGAAUAAUUACAAAAUUGGACAUCCAAGGAGUUGCUGGAAACCAUCUUAAUGUUCUUGGUGGGAGGAUUGGCGCCACUGAUACAGCCAUUCCCUUCAUUUAACUGUCUUUCCGAAUGUUCUCUCCUUGUUGCCAUGAGUAUUGCAGGUAAUACAGUAUAUUCAUAAGAACAUCAAUCUUGAGGCUCAAACGCCUUGAUUCUUUGCACCUCUUUUACAAGUCCUUACAUUUAAUUACUAAUUGAUAAGCAGCAGCUUCCUACAUAGAGGAGGAGACUGCCAUAUUUUUGCUAUCAUGAUUGGCUGGGCCUGCUGCUGUCCUAGUAAGAUACUCUGAAUUCCAUUUUAUCAAUAAAGCUUGAUUUAACAAACAAGAAGUUUAAUCAUGUAUGUGUAAUUCCUCUUGUACCCCUGCCUUUUAAAAUACCCAGUGCCAUUGUAAAUGAAAUUUUCUCAUAGGGACAGUUGGUAGUCUCUUUUAAUUGGAUGAUACUGUUAUUCAAGGCAUAGAUGGAACUGUUUCUGUUCUGUUAGAAAGACUAGAAGAUUUAAGUCUCUGUUGUUCCUUAAUCUAUUUUUUUAACUAAGUUUCUUUUGGGCUGCUUGUUUUUCAUUAAGAUGUGCAUCAGCUUGACUUUGCCUACUGUUUAAUUAAAAUAAUUGUCAAAGUUC
Oryctolagus cuniculus (rabbit) is the source of this 2621-nucleotide messenger RNA. The record is from RefSeq and is a predicted model, not a curated record. Lineage: Eukaryota; Metazoa; Chordata; Mammalia; Lagomorpha; Leporidae.